AUGGUGUGUCACGUGUGUGUUGAUCAUGUGUCUGAUUAUGUGACGAGGGGGUGUGUUGGGUUGUGUGGAAGACAAAGGCUGUGGACGUUUGAAAACGUGGAGGAGUUCAUGACGUGGUUGCUAGGAGACCGACUGGGAGUUCACCGACGAUACACGUUUUUGGCACAUAAUCUAAAGGGGUAUGAUGCGUACCCCAUCUUGGAGUGGUGUGUGAAGAAGUGCAUAGUACCAGAGUGCUUGUACCGUGGAGCUAAGGUAAUGUCGAUGGUGAUUGAAGGUAUCGACUUUAAAGAUUCGGUGUGCUUUAUCCCCAUGCGUCUUAGUGCAUUCCCUGCCACGUUUGGUACGAAGAGCGGGGACAAGGGAUAUUUUCCACACUUUUUCAAUACCAAAGCCAAUGUGGGUUACGUGGGGGAGUAUCCACCGUUGGAGUACUAUGGUAUUGACGACAUGCGCGAAGAAGAGCAACAGGCUUAG
This is a messenger RNA of Actinia tenebrosa (Australian red waratah sea anemone), 477 nucleotides long. RefSeq lists its product as uncharacterized. The record is from RefSeq and is a predicted model, not a curated record. NCBI's taxonomy places the organism in Eukaryota, Metazoa, Cnidaria, Anthozoa, Actiniaria, Actiniidae.